UGGACGAGGAAAUCCGCUCUGGCGUUUUAAAUAGAAUACUUGGCAGUCGCACUGCGGUCACACUACUUGUUCUCAAAAGUGUAAAUUCUGGAAAAUAACACGGAUACUAUCGGCGAUGAACAAAGAUCCCUACCGAGGCGGAGGCGGAGUCGGAGGAGGGGGCGGAGGCGGUGGCCACCAGGACGGGAGCGGAGCGGCAGGCGUGUCCAUCAGCAUCGAGAGCGACGACAAUGAGUCAACUACUGCGGAACACGACUACCUGCUACCCGCCUCCUCCUCGUCGAUGACCUCUGCAGGGGGCGGUGGCGGAGUUGGUGGGGGAAUGGCCAACACCAGCAUCAGCCUGGAUCACGGCCCGGUGCCCACGGCGCGCAGCAGCAGCCUGAGUGGUGCUGCCUCCCGCCACGGUAACAUCCUGUCCUCCUUCCUGGCCCGCCAGCGAUCGUACACACCGGCCAGCAACAGCAGCUCGCCAGUACGGGCGACAACACAGAUGAACCGUCGGCUGCAACAGUCCCGCAGCAUGAGCGCCAAUGCUGGCAGCUUGGAGGAGCCGCCCAUCGGAGGAGGAGCUGACCCUGGAGCUGUCCCAGGAGCUUCACCCGGUACAGCAGCUAGUGUGCGACAGCUGGGCUUUUGGCGUGUCAACCUCAACGACGUCUUCUCGCUUUCCACGGCACCGUCCACGGAGGCUCUGCGCUCCUUUAUCACACAUUCCAACUUCAGGUAUCCGGCCGCAGCGGCUGCUGCAGCUGCAGUGGCAGCUACAUCGCCUGCCGUUCCAUUUCGAGCCGCUGUUCCCGAGGACAACGCACACAUACUGCUCGGCCAGCAGCAACAGCCUGUGUCGGAGCCCGUCAGUUCACCGCUUCGCUUUGGCCGCGUGGGAACGGGAGCUGCAGCGGGACCCAGCGCAGCUAUGGGCAGGAGCAUCUCCCUGCGCGAGGGAGAGAUGCGGCACAAUCACCACGGCCUUAAUGGGAGCCGGCACAAUGCCAGCGUCAUUGGACUACACAGCAAUCCGGUGGCAUUUGAGGAAAACGAGGCAAAUAAUAGCCUGGAACUUGGCAACGGCGAUGGCAGUGGUAGUGAGAACGGAGGAGGCGGCGGGAACAUCGGAGCGGGAGCCAAUGGCCCGCCUGAGCCCCAUGAGCAUCAGGCUGAGGACGAGCAUCUCAUUUCCGACGACAUGGUAGUGCAGAUCCUAAGCCACUUUGUGCGCUAUCUGCCGCUGAUCUUUAUACUGCUCAUCAAGUUCAUACACGACCAUCUUCUGGGCAUUGUGGAUCUCCUGGUCCUUCAAACGGUGAUGUACAAUGUGAACCGAUCGGUGCGGAACCAGGUGGCCCGACUUGCUCAAAAGAACUACGCUGUCAUGGUGAGGGACGCCUGCCUGAUUGCAGUGGUGGUCACGGUUCGUCUGUUCCUGGCCGGUGCUCCGCCGAAUCCAUUCGGUCUAAUUGUGCCGCCACCCAGGGAUUACUUUAGAGGGGAUGCCACCACAAGGCCUUUCCACACGGGGCUCUCCAAUGUAGGAGACGAGCUGCCGGACGGUCCCACAUCGUCAUCGUCUUCAUCGGCAGAUAAUAACAAUAAGAAUCUGGUGAUUCCCCUAGGCAUGAUGCUCUACUACAUUGCUGUGAGCGAUCUCAUCCUCAAGCUGCUUACUAUGCUGAUAAAACUGGGAAUCACCAUGUUGCCGCAUCCCCUAAUGCGCCUCAAAGUGCGGGCCCGACUUUAUGUGCUGGUGGAGUACAUUUCGCAGUUCUACCGGGCCACGGCACCCAUUACCCAAUGGUUCCUGUUUCUCUACGAGUCCUAUUCGGGCCUGGAGGUGGUGUCCGGUGGCCUAUUUUCCGCCCUGUAUCUGGGCGCCAAGGUCUUCGAGCUGGUGGAGCGCGGCAAGUCGCUGCGCAAGGCGAUUGUGACAUUCAGGAAGAAUAUUGACUCUGAGCGGCCGCCGACCAAAGACGAACUGGAUGCCGCGGGCGCCCUGUGCCCCAUCUGCCAUGACGCCUUCAACACACCCAUCGUGCUGGAGUGCGGCCACAUCUUCUGUGAUGAGUGCGUGCAGACCUGGUUCAAGCGCGAGCAGACCUGCCCCAUGUGCCGAGCCAAGGUCAGCGACGAUCCCGCCUGGCAGGACGGCAGCACCACCUUCUUCCAUCAGUUGUACUAGCUCAGCACCCCGAAAGAAUUGAAAUUUCCACGGAUGAUUUCGCGUGUACAUAUAGUCGGAGCUAACAUUUUUGUUUAAUUAAGCUGACAGUUAUUAAUUAUAUUACUAAAAAGACAAA
Drosophila kikkawai is the source of this 2297-nucleotide messenger RNA. Its product is annotated as E3 ubiquitin-protein ligase RNFT1. Gene Ontology annotation, molecular function: ubiquitin protein ligase activity. The record is from RefSeq and is a predicted model, not a curated record. Gene Ontology annotation, biological process: positive regulation of ERAD pathway. NCBI's taxonomy places the organism in Eukaryota, Metazoa, Arthropoda, Insecta, Diptera, Drosophilidae.